Messenger RNA from Nyctereutes procyonoides (raccoon dog), 1195 nucleotides. RefSeq names its product diphthamide biosynthesis 7 (gene DPH7). The coding region runs from base 1 to 984 and encodes 327 amino acids. Lineage: Eukaryota; Metazoa; Chordata; Mammalia; Carnivora; Canidae. Gene Ontology annotation, molecular function: protein binding. The transcript has 6 exons. The record is from RefSeq and is a predicted model, not a curated record.
AUGCCCUCUUGGGUGUGGCAAAUGCUGGUGGGUCCAUUGAACUGCUCCGCUUGGUGGGAUCUGAGGGCCAGUGACCAGCCCUUGAAAAUCAUUAGCAGCGACUCCAAGGGGCAACUCCACCUGCUAGAGGUGAAUGAGGCGGGGCCCAGGCUGCAGGAUGUGGCCUCGUGGCAUGCCCAUCACUUCGAGGCCUGGAUUGCUGCUUUCAAUUACUGGCAGACAGAAAUAGUUUAUUCAGGUGGAGACGAUGGCCUCCUGAAGGGCUGGGACACCAGGACACCCAGCACAUCUGUGUUCACUAGCGACAGACACUCCAUGGGUGUGUGCAGCAUCCAGAGCAGUCCCCAUCGUGAGAACAUCUUGGCUACGGGAAGCUAUGAUGAGCACAUUCUACUGUGGGACACUCGGAACAUGAAGCAGCCAUUUGCAGACAUGCCCACACAGGGCGGAGUGUGGAGGCUCAAGUGGCACCCCUUCCACCACCACCUGCUCCUGGCAGCCUGUAUGCACGGUGGCUUUAGGAUCUUCAACUGCCAAAAGGCAAUAGACGAGAAGCAGGAAGCCUGCACAGUCUCUGUGUCCCACACGUUGUCCAACUCAUUGGUGUAUGGAGCUGACUGGUCCUGGCUCUACUUUGGCAACCUGUCCCAAACCCACCAGUCAUACCACUUAGGGUCCUCUCCCUGCAACAACUCAGGAGCCAGGGCAGCACAUCUCUGUAGCAUGAAGGCUGUAUACCAGUCACCAGCACCCUCUCUUCAUCAUUUAGCAGAGGAUGGUGAAGAGGAUCACUCCAAACUGAGAACUCUUCUCCAGCCACUCACAGAGGAUAUGGUAAAGAGUGGCACCCGGCUGCAUACUGCAGGGGCCAAGUUCUGUGACCGUGACCUCUAUCUGGAAGCAGUGAACUCGGAUGCUGACCUCCUUGCUACUUGCUCCUUUUAUGAUCAUGUUCUUCACCUCUGGAAGUGGGAGAACAGCUAAGCUAGGGAAGAAGUUGGUUGAUUGAAGUCAUAAAGACCAUUUCCACAGAUAAACCCAAGUGCGACUUUGGUGAAGUGCCCUCAGACCAUCUCAUUGAGUUUUCCUGUAUUCCACAGGUGACUAGAGGGUUUGGUGCACCUCAGGGGCUCUACAGUGUCAACGGUCAAAGAAGCUCUUGGCUUCUCUGAAAUAAACCUUAUCCAAGUGGUGA